Molecule: messenger RNA, 2009 nt
Organism: Pogoniulus pusillus (Red-fronted tinkerbird)
Lineage: Eukaryota; Metazoa; Chordata; Aves; Piciformes; Lybiidae
Gene: ATP6V1H
Product: ATPase H+ transporting V1 subunit H
Exons: 14
Coding region: 163-1596 (477 amino acids)
Biological process (GO): proton transmembrane transport
Cellular component (GO): vacuolar proton-transporting V-type ATPase, V1 domain; lysosomal membrane
Molecular function (GO): proton-transporting ATPase activity, rotational mechanism
Source: RefSeq, a predicted model, not a curated record
GCCGUCACAUGACUGCGGCGGUGGCGGCGGCGCUGUGCGGGGAGCGGCGGGGCCCUGUGCAGACGUUGGCUUCCCCGGGCCUGCCGCAGCCUUCUUGUUCUCCUUCCUACGGCCCUCACCCGCCCCGUGUGCCCGUGGGGUACAUUUUAAUUACCAGUUAAGAUGGAUAUCAGAGGUGCUGUAGAUGCUGCUGUCCCAACAAACAUCAUUGCUGCCAAAGCUGCUGAAGUUCGGGCAAACAAAGUAAAUUGGCAGUCAUAUCUUCAAGGGCAGAUGAUUUCAGGUGAAGACUGUGAGUUUAUUCAAAAAUUUGAACAGAAAAGAAACCCAGAAGAAAAACAGGAGUUGUUGCAAACAGAAGGCAAUCAAUGUGCUAAAACAUUUAUCAACUUGAUGACUCAUAUCUCCAAGGAACAGACAGUUCAGUACAUUCUGACAAUGGUUGAUGAUAUGCUGCAAGAGAACCACCAGCGUGUUUCUAUCUUCUUUGAUUAUGCAAAACGUGGUAAAAACACUGCAUGGUCCUACUUCCUGCCCAUGCUCAAUCGACAGGAUCUCUUCACAGUGCAUAUGGCAGCAAGAAUUAUUGCCAAACUGGCUGCUUGGGGGAAGGAGCUUAUGGAAGGCAGCGACUUGAAUUACUAUUUCAACUGGAUUAAAACUCAGCUCAGCUCACAGAAACUGCGUGGUUCCGUGGAAGCAGGAGCAGUCUCCACGAGUGAUAGUUCCCAGUAUGUACAAUGUGUUGCUGGAUGCCUGCAGCUGAUGCUCAGGGUCAAUGAAUAUCGCUUUGCGUGGGUAGAAGCAGAUGGAGUGAAUUGUAUCAUGGGAGUCUUGAGCAACAAAUGUGGCUUCCAGCUCCAGUAUCAGAUGAUUUUCUGUGUGUGGCUGCUGGCUUUCAGCCCUCAAAUGUGUGAAUAUCUCCGUCGGUAUAAUAUCGUCCCUGUGCUGUCAGAUAUCCUUCAGGAGUCUGUCAAAGAGAAAGUGACAAGGAUCAUCCUGGCAGCAUUUCGGAAUUUGUUAGAGAAGUCUACUGAGAGAGAAACUCGCCAAGAAUAUGCACUUGCCAUGAUUCAGUGCAAAGUAUUAAAGCAGCUGGAGAAUUUGGAUCAGCAGAAAUACGAUGAUGAAGACAUAAGCGAAGACAUCAAAUUUCUACUGGACAAGCUUGGUGAGAGCGUGCAGGAUCUUAGCUCCUUCGAUGAGUACAGUUCUGAGCUCAAGUCAGGAAGGCUGGAGUGGAGUCCUGUACACAAGUCUGAGAAGUUCUGGCGGGAGAAUGCUGUGAGACUGAAUGAGAAGAAUUAUGAACUGCUCAAAAUCCUGACAAAGCUUCUGGAGGUUUCUGAUGACCCUCAAGUGCUGGCUGUAGCUGCUCAUGACGUGGGAGAAUAUGUGCGACACUAUCCUCGUGGGAAACGAGUGAUUGAACAACUUGGUGGGAAACAGCUGGUAAUGAACCACAUGCAUCAUGAAGACCAACAAGUUCGGUACAACGCUCUGCUGGCCGUGCAGAAGCUGAUGGUUCACAACUGGGAAUACCUUGGGAAGCAGCUGCAAUCAGAACAACCUCAAACAGCCACCGCACGGAGCUAAGCAGCUUCGUCAGUUCAUGCUUCUGACUACAGCGUGUCUUCAGGAGAUGUUGAAAUUCCAUGUCCUUUGCCUGCUACUAAACUUUCCAGCUGUCCUCCAGUGGUGUUGGCUUAGUAAAAAUCAGAUUGUUCAACUUGUUCUGAUGAUUAUGCCUAUUAUUAGCUUCCUGCUCUCUUCUGAAUGUAUAUGAGGAAAUGUGGCUAAUAUAUUGCAUUUGUUUUAUGUAUUUAUUCUCAUAAUAAAGGAUGUUAUUAAAGGAUAUUCAUUCCAUGGUAUAAUUAGCCUAGAAGAAUUAUUCUCUUACUUUAGUGAGUUAGCAGUGUUGUCACAGUUUCCCAGAAAAGUCAGUAGUCUCUAUGGCUCCUUAAUUAAAUGAUUAAGUAAAUAAAGCUUUUCCUUGGUUCUGUAGGAAA